ACUCCAUACCAGCUGGUGGCGGUAAUACACCAACACGCUAACCGUCAAUAAACACAACGAAGAAGAAAGGUGACCAGCAGGUGGUGCACGGCGCCGGGGACUGUGCUGGAGACCAUACCCAGCAGUAGCAGAAGAAGACAUCAGCAGCACAGAGUGUUCAGGCAACAGAACCAGACCGGUCCAGCAUGUCGGCGUUGUUAAGACCCCUGAGGAGCUUCCUCUUCGCAGAACAUCACAGCUUGACCCGGUUCUGCUCCAGCUUUGUGUCCCGAAUGAGGUACAUCAACAGGCUGAAGGAGAACGAUGCAGCAUGUGUUUCAGCGCUGCAGAGUGGGAGCAUUCUUCUGUUUCAUCGUCUCAUUCCGCUGCUGCAGUGCAGUGACCCGGGAACAUUUAGACCCAUUGCUCUCAGCUACUCAGAAGUCCAGUCAGUCCUGCAGAGAGCUGGUGCUGAUGGAUCCUUGCUAAAGGAGUCAGUUCUGAUUGGCUGUUCUGAGCAGAACCAAGCUCAGUUCUGUCUGGAUGUGGGAGAACUGGAUCCGGCAGCAGUAGCAGAGGAAUGUAAGGGAACGUUCAUGGAGCUCAGGAAAGCUUUUUUUCUCCUGGCAGGAGCCGAGGCUCCUCUGGUAGCCAAGGCCCAGGCUUUGCUGCGAUGGCACCAAAUAAACAAGUUCUGUGGUGCUACAGGCCAGCUGACCCAACGGAACCAGGCUGGCAGCCACAGGGUCUGCAGCAGCAGCUCUAAUGUCUACUACCCAAAGAUGUCUCCAGUGGUGAUCGUCCUGGUGUCUGAUGGGAAACGGUGUUUGUUGGGCCGUCAGGCGUCCUUCCCUCGUGGAUUGUACAGCGCUCUUGCUGGCUUCUGCGACAUGGGGGAGACCCUGGAAGAGGCUCUGCGCAGGGAGGUAGCAGAAGAGGUUGGUCUGGAGGUGCAGAACAUUAUCUACAGCUCCUCCCAGCACUGGCCGUUCCCUCACAGCUCCUUCAUGCUGGCCUGCCAUGCCACUGUUAGCCCCGCCCACUCUCAGCUCGAUAUAGACCAUUUGGAGCUGGAGGAUGCGCGCUGGUUCACUGAGGAGGAGAUCACCUGCGCUCUGCAGGUAAAGGCUCCACCCAGGAGAGAUCAAGCGCCCACUGUCUGGCUGCCUCCCAAACAUGCUGUUGCCCACCGCCUCAUAACGGAGUGGAGGGAUCAACAACGACGCAGCGAGGGCUCAGACUGAUGUCUGAAUGCACCGUGGAA
This is a messenger RNA of Fundulus heteroclitus (mummichog), 1243 nucleotides long. It is a transcript of the gene nudt13, whose product is annotated as nudix (nucleoside diphosphate linked moiety X)-type motif 13. The transcript is spliced from 9 exons. The record is from RefSeq and is a predicted model, not a curated record. Bases 186 to 1223 code for a protein of 345 amino acids. Gene Ontology annotation, molecular function: hydrolase activity. Lineage: Eukaryota; Metazoa; Chordata; Actinopteri; Cyprinodontiformes; Fundulidae.